GAAGCGCCUCUAGCGGCCGCGCUGGGGCCGCGCUGGGGGCCGCACUCCACGCCGAGUUAGUGUCGCGAGGGGACCCGGCAGAGCGGCGAGAGAGACGAGGGAGCACAGGAGGAGGAGGAGGGAGCAGAGGAGGAGGGAGCGUGACGCAGGACCAUGGUGGUCACCGUGGACAUUAGGCGAACCUACAAGUACCCGUUCGAGAAGGUCGUGGAUGUUUAUCUCAACAAGUACCCGACCCCCAAGGAGAAGAUGGUCAUCGGCAUCAAGACGGUGGAGGAGCGCCAAGCAGAUGGCUUGACCGGCGUCAUUUACCGGCGCAAGAUCGCCACCUGUGCCAACGUGCUGCCCCGGUUUCUGCGGCAGCUGGGUGCGCUGCAGGUGGACAACGUGCGCCUGGAGGAGGAGUCGUGGCUGGACGUGCAGAGGAGAGUGCUGGACGUGCAGAGCCGCUGCCUCACCUGGACACACCUGGCCACCAUGCACGAGCAGGCGACGCUGCACCCGAGCCCACGCAACCCCACCUGGACAGAGUUUGUACAGCACGGCACGGUGGCGGUGACCGGCCUGGGCUCACUGGGGCGACUUGUGGAGAUGUUCGCUCACACAUUCCUGAGCCAGGGCGCCAAGCGGGAUUACCAGGUCCUGCAGCUACUGGGGAAGGGGGCCUUUGCCUGCGUGUACCGGGCGCGCUCCGUGAGCUCCCUCAUCGAGGUCGCCAUCAAGAUGAUUGACAAAAAGGCGAUGAAGAAGGCCGGCAUGCUGAAGAGGGUCCGGAAUGAGGUGGAGAUCCACUGUCAGCUCAAGCACCCUUCAGUUCUUGAGUUGUACACGUGCUUUGAGGACCAAAACUAUGUGUACCUGGUGCUGGAGAUGUGCCACAAGGGGGAAGUAGGACGCUAUCUCAAGGCCAAGGGAGGAACGCCUUUCUCCGAAGAGCAAGUGCGCCACUUCAUGAAGCAGACGGUGCACGGGAUGCUGUACCUGCACUCCCACGGAAUCCUCCACCGGGACCUCACGCUUUCCAACCUCCUACUCACGGCCGACAUGAACAUCAAGAUUGCCGACUUUGGUCUCGCUGCUCAGCUACGGCUCCCGGAGGAAAAGCACUUCACCAUGUGCGGCACACCCAAUUACAUCUCCCCGGAAAUUGCAACCCGCGGGGCACACGGGUUGGAGUCGGAUGUCUGGUCGCUCGGGUGCAUGCUGUACACCAUGCUGGUGGGGCGGCCGCCGUUUGACACGGACGCGAUUGGCACAACGCUAAACCGCGUGGUACUGGGAGAGUACAGCGAGCCGAUGCACCUCUCCAAGCCGGCGCGCUCCCUCAUCCACCAGCUGCUCCAGAAGAACCCAGUGGACCGGCUUGGUUUGGCCUGCGUGCUUGACCACCCCUUCAUGACAUUGCGUGGUGGCGGUAGUAGAAUGACCACAGAACGCGGAGUGAUCCGCUCGCAUCCAAUGCCGUCCCAAGGAGUGGAGGUCUCGAUGGACAGUGGCAACACCACCAUGUCUACUGCAGCAGUAACCGUAGAGAGAUCCCGGUCCGGCGCACGUUUGGUGAGUGGUAGCAGAGAAACAUCUACCCAGGCCUCACAGUCUGCGACCAGCUUCGGAUUUGAUGACGCGUUCCGCAGUACCUGCACCAGUGGGUUGGGUGGAGUGGAGGGCAGCGCGUGUCGCUCGGAGACGUCCUGCCGGAGCGAGAGAGACCGUAACGGCGACCACAGCACUCGCACCGGCAGUCGACCGGGACAUACCAAUGCACGGAGCACUAACAGCGGCAUCAGCACGAAUAUGCGGAGGGGAACCGAUGACCGCCGAGCAAAGACAGAUGCACAGUGCCCAAGCCACACUGGAGCCCGCGAGCCCGGCAUCACAGCCAGCACAGAGAGCCAGCGUUGCGCUCAGAAGUUUGUGCAACAUGGCCUGGGCUCGGCGCGCGCCGGUACCGCACCCCGAGCGGAGACUGAACAGCCAAGUGGCUCGCGGCACGAAGAGCGCGCUAACGUGUGUGGGAGUUUGGUGGGGCGGAACACAUCCUCUUCUCACUCCGCCCUCUGCACCAGGGAAUGUCACCAGUCACUCAUGUCAGACAGAGUGGAUGGGGAUCGCCUGUGGAACAACAACGCCUGCUUGGAUCUAGGCCGCAUAGCAGACAAGGCGCUGUGUGAGAAGCACAGCUCACAGUGUGGCUGCCAAGGCCCCGACGUGGCGGGGGAGGCCCAUGGGCCCAGGGGGGGAUGCCAAACCACGGCGGCCUCCCGGGACCACAGGGAGGAUGGCAGGGAAGGACGGCGGGAGGGAGUGGCACCUGCGCUGCCCAGCCACAGCGGCAGGCCGUUCACAGUGGCAUCAUGCGGUAGUGGCGGUGGGACCGGUGAUGGAGGUGAUGCUUUGCAAGGAACGAAUCGCUCGUCUGUGUUUGUGGGCUGCGCUGCUACCCCAUUGAGUGGCACUGCUGGUGGUAGAGCUGGUUGUGGUGUGGCCUCCCAGCCGCACUGCCAUGGAGCCACAGAUCCCCGUCACUACCCUCCGGCAAGGGGACUCAUUAAGAAGCAAGCAGACGGUCGGUGUGGACAAGGGGUUGAGAGACGUGCGGACACGCAGGAGAUGCAGGCGCACUGGCCCUCGGACGAUGUCAUGCCGAAAGAUGGCAGUGCAGGGCGUAACGUUAUUAGCCACGUGACGUCGCUUCUCAACAGCAUCCGCCUGCGGCCAAUUCGGCAGCUCACGAAGAACGCGGUGGUGAGCGUGCUGGAAGAUGGAGAGGUGUGUCUGGAGUUCCUGAAGGGGCGGAGUGGGCGGGAGCGAGUGCGGGAAGUUCUGCGUAUCUCCAGUGAUGGGCAGCAGAUCCGCCUAUAUCAGCCCAACGAAGGUCGAGGCUUUCCCCUGGACGACCGGCCUUCAUCACCCCCAGAGGAGGUCGUUAUCUACUCCUAUCACACACUUCCAGAGACCUACUGGAAGAAGUACAAGUACGCUGCUAGGUUUGUGCAGCUGGUGCGCUCCAAGACGCCCAAGGUGACGCUCUACACCCAGCAUGCCAAGUGCACGCUCAUGGAAAAUUCUCCUCAACCGGACUUCGAAGCUUGCUUCUAUGAUGGAGCCAAGGUUCACCGGGGUGGUGAAGCCAGCAUGCGUGUGAUUGAGCCCUCCGGCAGGCUCAGCGUGCUCGAUGGCUCUGUGGCCAUGGAUGGAGUGGGGGCGGCCGAGGGAGUGAGGACGUACUUGUGUCACGCAGAGCAAGUGUACAGGCAGUGUGUGGCACUGGAGGCACUGAUCUCGGCACAAGAAGACAAGUGUCACCCCAGCAUCUGCCUCUUCCCAAUCACGGUCUCCAGGCGCCCCUUAUACAUUGUGAAUCCCCUACCAGCGGAGUCAGCGUCCCCUGCUACCCAAGAGGGGGUCACAAGGAUGGUCCAGCCCCCCUCUCCCAGCCAAGCGCCGGCCCUCACCCCCUCUAUGCUGUUGUUUGACGGGAAGGCCAUGUCGGAGGCCUCGAGUCCCGUGUCGCUGGGCGGUUCGUCAGCGUGUGGCCGUGCGGAAGUUGUCCGCUCCGUGUUCGUGCCGCUCGUCGGCUGGGCCUCACAGUUGGCAUCAGGCGAAGUGUGGGUGCACUUUAACGAGGGCUGCCGGAUGCAGGUGCAUCCCACCGCCGCUUCCAUCGCAUUUACCGACUCCCUGGGAGUCACCAGCAGGUUCUCCCAGAAGGAUCAACUCCCUGAGCAGCUCAAGGACCGGCUGCAGAUCUUGCCGAGAGUUGUGGAGUUGCUGGCGACGUCGGGGCUGGGAGCCGGCGCUACCUCCAUCACUCAUGACACCGCAGGAAACGCUGGGUCAGGCAUCCCGCCAGGCUCGAGAACAGGGAGGACACGCGGGCGUUGUGGUGGACAUAGGCUCUGAGCCGUCGUUGUGGUGUGCCCAAGGCUUGCAUUUCUCACUGCUGAAAAUGUCUGGUCAUUGGUGGAUAAGGGUAUACACAUGACUAGUAGCCAUGGAGAAAGGUGUACUGAAUGUGGUGGACCAUGUGUGGAAAUAUAUGUCAAACCUGGCUGAAAAUAAGUCGUACGUGAGGCCAAAAAGAACAAAGCACUUCGGUCUUGCAAAGCCUCUUGUGCCAGUGCGUGCAUGUGGGGAUGCAUGAGGGUGCACAGGAGAGGCGCAACCGCUGCUUGCAUUUGGCAUCUCCUGGAAUGUCGUCUUACCUAUUUAGGUGCAGUACUGGUUUUAAAUAAAGCGGUAUUAACUCUGGUGCUUUAAAUCAGCUACAAUGUGGCUACUCGUUCAGUUUGUAAAGCUAACCUCGUAUUUUUUGAACACUUAAAUCUUUCUAUUUCAUAUUUAUAUUUUUAUACUUUUCCUUUCCCAAUGUUUUAUUAAAGAUGUGCUUAUGUUGUGAGAAUGGCAUUAUGCAUUUUUGUACAUAAUGUUGAAGUGGGAAAAAAAACUGC
Lethenteron reissneri (Far Eastern brook lamprey) is the source of this 4451-nucleotide messenger RNA. Its product is annotated as serine/threonine-protein kinase PLK4-like. Gene Ontology annotation, molecular function: protein binding; ATP binding; protein kinase activity. The record is from RefSeq and is a predicted model, not a curated record. Gene Ontology annotation, biological process: protein phosphorylation. Lineage: Eukaryota; Metazoa; Chordata; Hyperoartia; Petromyzontiformes; Petromyzontidae. Gene Ontology annotation, cellular component: nucleus.